UAACUGACCUAAAACAGGGAAUUUUUUUACUAGGAUUAAAUGUCAGGAAAAACGGAGUUUAAAUAUAUUUGGCUAAGGUGUAUGUAAACUUCCGACUUCAACUGUAUAUAGCAGUUUGUUUUCUCCAUCACAUGCAAUCGAUAGAUGCCCAUCACCAUAUGUAUCUGUCCUGUACCUAUUGGCUACCACAACUCUUCUUUUUGGUCAAACCUGUGCAGGUGACGACUGCCUGGUGUAAAACUCAAAUAUCAGAUGUCAAGAUGUUGUUGUUUUUUAAAGAUGACACUGAACAAGUAUAUUGUUUGCAAACAAUAGCCCAAGGCUACUUAUUUACAUAGGCCUACAUAAUAAUAUUGGACCUAGACUGAACCCUUUGUUUCAGACAGAAUAAAAAACAAAAUAUUAUUUUAAUCAAUAUGUAUUUUUUUCUUGGGAAAUGGUGUAAUUUUCAUAUUCAAACAUGUGCGGGGGAGAGUUGAGUCAUGACAUUAGCCCACGCAAGCUUCCACAUCCACUUAUCCUCGAGAGGCGGACAAAAACUUCACCUGCCCUUCAGCUCCGCCCUCCGGUUUGCUCUCCCGCCUCUUACCCGGUCCCACUGCGCCCGCUGCGCUGCCAACCACCGGGUAGAGUCAACAUGGUUCAUCCACCGAAGCUGUAGGCGACGAUAAAGACACCUCUCCGUUUUCAACUGAAUCCAGAACAGACACUGCCAAAAAAGACUGAAGCCUGAGAGAAACACUCUGACUGAAGAUUGUAUCAGGAUAUCUCAGGUUACUGCUAGAGGGACUGUGAAGAUGUCAUUGACCAUCGCUCUCCAUCUCCUGGCAAUGGUGGCAAUGUGUGACCAGGUUAAAUCUCAUCGCAUCAACUUCUACAAUGUCAAACCUCCUGUGGAAGCCACUCCGUUCCCUAAGAGCUUCAAGUGCUUCACCUGUGAGAGAGCUGUGGACAACUACACCUGCAACCGCUGGGCUGAGGACAAGUGGUGUCCACCGAAUAGCCAGUUCUGUAUGACAGUGCACCAUUUCACCAGUCAUGGCAAGACCAUGUUUGUGACCAAGAAGUGUGCUGCUCGUGAGGAGUGUCAUACGUCUGGCUGUAGACACCACAGGGACACGGGUCACACUGAGUGUGUGUCAUGCUGUGAGGGUAUGAUCUGCAAUGUGGAGGUCCCUACCAACCACACCAAUGCUGUGUUUGCCAUGAGGCAGCAGGCCUACAGCUCAGCCCCAUCCCAGACUCCUGUUAGGACGACGUGGAGCUGCUGCUGGCUGACGUUACUGCCCACUCUGGGCCUGGGGCUGACCAGGCUGGUCCUACUGUGAAACUACUGUCCCUCAGACCAGGUCCCUAUAGAGGGGACCAGACUGGACCAGACCAAAAUGUCCCUCAGACCAGGUCCCUAUAGAGUGGACCAGACUGGACCAGACCAACAUGUCCCUCUGACCAGGUCCAUAUAGAGGGGACCAGACUGGGCCAGACCAACAUGUCCCUCUGACCAGGUCCCUAUAGAGGGGACCAGACUGGACCAGACCAACAUGUCCCUCUGACCAGGUCCAUAUAGAAGGGACCAGACUGGACCAGACCAACAUGUCCCUCUGACCAGGUCCAUAUAGAGGGGACCAGACUGGGCCAGACCAACAUGUUCCUCUGACCAGGUCCCUAUAGAGGGGACGAGACUGGACCAGACUGGACCAGACCAACAUGUUCCUCAGACCAGGUCCCUAUAGAGGGGACGAGACUGGACCGGACCAACAUGUCCCUCAGACCAGGUCCCUAUAGAGGGGACGAGACUGGACCAGACUGGACCAGACCAACAUGUUCCUCAGACCAGGUCCCUAUAGAGGGGACGAGACUGGACCGGACCAACAUGUUCCUCUGACCAGGUCCCUAUAGAGGAGACCAGACUGGACCAGACCAACAUGUCCCUCAGACCAGGUCCCUAUAGAGGGGACGAGACUGGACCAGACUGGACCAGACCAACAUGUUCCUCAGACCAGGUCCCUAUAGAGGGGACGAGACUGGACCGGACCAACAUGUCCCUCUGACCAGGUCCCUAUAGAGGGGACCAGACUGGACCAGACCAACAUGUCCCUCUGACCAGGUCCCUAUAGAGGGGACCAGACUGGACCAGACCAACAUGUCCCUCUGACCAGGUCCAUAUAGAGGGGACCAGACUGGACCAGACCAACAUGUCCCUCUGACCAGGUCCCUAUAGAGGGGACCAGACUGGACCAGACCAACAUGUCCCUCUGACCAGGUCCAUAUAGAGGGGACCAGACUGGGCCAGACCAACAUGUCCCUCUGACCAGGUCCAUAUAGAGGGGACCAGACUGGGCCAGACCAACAUGUCCCUCUGACCAGAUCCCUAUAGAGGGGACCAGACCAACAUGUCCCUCUGACCAGGUCCCUAUAGAGUGGACCAGACUGGACCAGACCAACAUGUCCCUCUGACCAGGUCCAUAUAGAGGGGACCAGACUGGGCCAGACCAACAUGUCCCUCUGACCAGGUCCCUAUAGAGGGGACCAGACUGGACCAGACCAACAUGUCCCUCUGACCAGGUCCAUAUAGAGGGGACCAGACUGGACCAGACCAACAUGUCCCUCUGACCAGGUCCCUAUAGAGGGGACCAGACUGGACCAGACCAACAUGUCCCUCUGACCAGGUCCCUAUAGAGGGGACCAGACUGGACCAGACCAACAUGUCCCUCUGACCAGGUCCAUAUAGAAGGGACCAGACUGGGCCAGACCAACAUGUUCCUCUGACCAGGUCCCUAUAGAGGGGACGAGACUGGACCAGACUGGACCAGACCAACAUGUUCCUCAGACCAGGUCCCUAUAGAGGGGACGAGACUGGACCGGACCAACAUGUCCCUCAGACCAGGUCCCUAUAGAGGGGACGAGACUGGACCAGACUGGACCAGACCAACAUGUUCCUCAGACCAGGUCCCUAUAGAGGAGACGAGACUGGACCGGACCACAUGGAGGAUGUGUGUUUUUACAAGUCUGAUGGUAAUCUGUGAUAAAGAUGUCACAUGGAUCGAUCAAUCACAAAGGACUACAGCAGUGUCAUAAUGACUGAUGCUUGGUUUACCAAUGGCCACUGAUGGUGGUCCUGGCAAUGCUAAUCAGGUGUUCACUGUUUGGGAUUCCACAUGGACCAGGAAGAAGAAAUGAACUGACUGAACACAGGCAGGAACAGCAUGUUCCAUUCCCUUUGGAUUAGGGAGAAUUCUGGGAAACGAUCAAUGAAAGACAUGGAAUCUGGAGCUUAGCUCUGUCAAAGUCAAUUUAUGAAUACUUGAUCCACAGUAUGUCACAAAUAAGAUACAUUUAGCACAUGAUUGUUACGAAAUAUUGUUGCUUGUAUUUUUGUAUAACAUAACUUUAUAUAACAUAACUAAAAUAAAAUGGAAAGAAUGUGAUUUAGUAAAAAUGUAAAAUUCUGUAUAUGUUGCUUUACACAAUAACAUACCUAAUACCAGAUUAGAUAAUCUUUAAAUCUAGAGACUACAUUUACCAGUGGUAUUAUCUCUUUAAAUCUAGAGACUACAUUUACCAGAGGUAUUAUCUCUUUAAAUCUAGAGACUACAUUUAUCAGUAACAUUGCAGAAGACCCAUGUCUUUGAUCAUAUGGUGCGCAUCAUACCCUUAUAUGGAUCCUAGCAUGUGAGGCUGACACGCAACACCAGGCUUUGUACUGGCCCUGUUUCUGCGUCAUGUUCUGAAGAGGUUUUAUCACAUCUGAUCUUAGAACUGGAAAUCUGACAAACAAGCACUAAGAUGGAAUGUGACAUUUAAUUAUACAUAAAAACAUGCAAUGUCUGGUCAGUUAUAUGCAAAAAUGAUCAUUGUCAUAAAGUUGUGAGAGAUAAGGGAUAUUAUGACUUCCUCUGUCAGCAACAUAAAGGUUGACCUAAGGAAUUAACCUUCUUAUCAUGUUUUAUUGAUAUCUAAUGAAUAUGUCAAGAAACCACGGAAUUUUGCAUUAUUUAUGACCAAGUAAUAACUUUUCCUAUGAACUGCUAUAAAAUACUGGCUGUUCCUUGUUUUCUCAGAGCUUGAUUACCGUGACUGACUGGAUACAUUGAAAUGGCAAAAGCUAAAAGAUCAUUUUCACACUAACCUUAUUAGUUUUGUGAGGAAUCGUAAAAGGGCAGUUCGUAUUUGCACAAUCUCCACCGUAUGCACCUAGCACAUUUGGUUCCUUGGAAGUCUUGGUUUCCCGAUUGGUUCUGGGAAUGAAGCCAUAAGUUUCCUGACCGGUAAAACUGAACGUAUUUUAAACGUUCUGAGAACGGAAGUGAACAUUUUGCCUGUUAACUUUAGUUUAUUAGGAUCCCCAUUAGCUACUGCACUCUACAAACGACAUACAAAUGCAUGAGAAAGUACAGAACAGUU
Messenger RNA from Oncorhynchus mykiss (rainbow trout), 4404 nucleotides. Its product is annotated as ly6/PLAUR domain-containing protein 6B. NCBI's taxonomy places the organism in Eukaryota, Metazoa, Chordata, Actinopteri, Salmoniformes, Salmonidae. The record is from RefSeq and is a predicted model, not a curated record. Gene Ontology annotation, molecular function: acetylcholine receptor regulator activity.